AUGGGUGACUGGUUACGACCCGUUUUCGGGCGCGCUAGAACGGGCUCAACCUCAAGUUUUGAAAGGUCGACCAGUCCAAGGAAAGGGGGCAGCUGCGGAACAGAAGGAAGCAAAUUGUCAUUAUCCAGAGUGUCUUCCUAUCUAGGCCUCCGACCAAGAACUCCCCCGGUCCCCCAGUUCCUAGGUCUUGACAGCUUCCAAGGCACACGGAAUCCCGAGAAUGUGUAUCAUAUGCCAUCAACAGACCAAAUGGCUGAGACGCUAAAGGUGGUAAUGAUGAACAAAUGUCCUAUUGAAGCUGUCCCUAUCGAAUACAACGCGUGUAUCCUACAUGUCCUGGAAGCAUACCAGGACUUACGGGAGCAACUGAAGACGACGACGGAUGCGAUCGAGGAGCUGAAACAAAGUCAUACGAAGGAUAUCAAGGAGUUUGAAGCCCUGGCAACGAGGUGGGAGGCGAAGGAAAAGGAUUACAAGUCGGAGUUGAAGAAACUUGAGGUCUUGCUGUCGAGAACUGAGGCAGGCAUGGAGACUGUUGUGAUGGCAAGGUCUAAUAGCGUGAUUCAUGGAUCUGGCAGAGCGACAGAAGCUAUUGAACACGGCAUCAACUCUAUCAAAGCGAGUCACGCUGCACGACAUCCACAAGAUGAUACAGAGCCGCAUAAGCCGGGAGCUCCUUUUGACAGGCGAAAUCGAAAUAUCUAUACUCCCAGACCUUCACGAUCACAGCUUGAAGCUAUGGAUAGGAAGGAUAGAGAACGGGUAUUGGGCCUAGGUUCUGAUUCCUCCUCCUCGUCAUUGAAUGAGUCUAGCUUCCCAUCGCAACAUAGGGAUUCGCUCUCAAUUGACAAGCUCCACAGCCUAGGAAUCGCUACUGACGAUAACCCUCUUCCACAUAGCCCACCCACCUCUUCAUACCUAGAAGCACAACUCAGAAUGGACACCCCAAGCCCCAAACAGCGGCUCCAUCUCGAAAACGAAUUCCCGGGUCUCGGUCCACGCCCAGGCCAGAUGAGUUUCUCAUUUCAGCCAGGUGAUGAUGCACAUAUCUUGACUCCGGCAGAGGCAAUGGAGCUGGCUAAGAGCAACCGGCUGAAAGGCCAUGUCCGCCAAAGAAAGCUAGGGAACCAAAACAAAAGAUUAGACACGCUGAACCAAAACUCACCAAACACAAGAGGGGCCUAUAACAAAAACAAACCCAAUCCCGUCAAAACUAGAUCCACACUAUCUAAUCACCAAACAAACCGCCGAAGCGACGAGCCAUCCAAUUCAGCCAACAGUAAUCGGACCAAACUAGAAAAGCCCCAGCCUCUCACCCGUAAUAACUCAGGCAGCAGUAUCGUCACGGCUAUCUGCCACAAUUCCGGCCCAGGUAGUGCUGCCGGCUCUCGACCUGAGAGUCGGAACAGCCGACCGCAUCCUGAUCGGCAGGUUACUAGAAGCGAGGCUAUUACCGCUGCUCUCCGUGCCUUUGGGGGUAAUAGACGUGGACUGGGUCUGCGCAAGAAGUCCUCUGGACCAGUGGCGGGGGAGGAUAUCCAAGGGGCAGGCAAACCUGGGUGA
This is a messenger RNA of Venustampulla echinocandica, 1563 nucleotides long. RefSeq lists its product as uncharacterized. The transcript has a single exon. Bases 1 to 1563 code for a protein of 520 amino acids. The record is from RefSeq and is a predicted model, not a curated record. NCBI's taxonomy places the organism in Eukaryota, Fungi, Ascomycota, Leotiomycetes, Helotiales, Pleuroascaceae.